Messenger RNA from Penicillium cataractarum, 306 nucleotides. RefSeq lists its product as uncharacterized. The transcript has a single exon. Bases 1 to 306 code for a protein of 101 amino acids. Lineage: Eukaryota; Fungi; Ascomycota; Eurotiomycetes; Eurotiales; Aspergillaceae. The record is from RefSeq and is a predicted model, not a curated record.
AUGACCCGGCGAAUUGACAAGGGUGCAGAACCAGAUCAGACCAGAGCUAGACAGUACAACUGGCCAAGACAAGGCGGUUCGUCUGAAACGCGCAACGUGGAUCAUGUUGCGUUGGCAAUCCUUCGGAGCCAGGCGGGUCGGACAAGGCUAGGCAUGGCCAUGGGAUAUGAUAUGACGAUGGAGGAUACGGUAGGAGGAGAAGGGAAUGAGGUCAGAACUCGAGAGGGAGAAAGGGAAACAGCACAAGCAGCAGCUGUCGCAGACGGGAAAUCGAGAGAUUGGGGGGACCAGAGUCAAGAUCACUAG